UAGUUUUCAAUUUCAUUUCCAAAUCGAAACAGAAUUCAGCAUCAUUCAAACAGCCCAGAUUUUAAUCGGGCCCAUACCAUAAAGAAACAAAAUAAUCCGGACCUCAGUCGGAUCGGAUUUGUGCAUGUAUUCGACUAUAAAAACGGAACCAAACUUCCACUUGAUCUCAUCUAGUCAUCUGUGAAACAAGCUAACCCUAAGCACUCUUUCUCUUUCUCUGCGCUUUCAUCAAACACCUGAUAUACACAAAUAUGAUGGAGACAACAUCUCCAGUACAACCAGAAUCACUCUGUUCCAAAUCCAUAAAGAGAGCUCAUCAUAAUAAUUAUCACUUCCCUCCUGAUUCACAGGCCAAAAAAAUACGAAUGACCCAUAAGUUGAAUCUUGAGCAAGGGACUUCAUCGAAAUCUUCUGCACAACCUGUUCCAGAAACUUCUAGAAACUCAGAGAACCUCUCCGAUCAUCGUGCUUCAUCUGCCAAGGAUUUGAAGAGUCCCUGGAAAAAGUACAGGGUGAUUAGUAGCCAUGUUGGAUGUGUGAGAUGUGUUGCUUUUGAUCCAAGUAAUCAUUGGUUCUGCACAGGCUCCGCGGAUCGUACGAUUAGAAUAUUCGAUGUAGCUACCGGGAGCCUGAAGCACACUCUUACAGGACACAUUGGACAAGUUCGAAGCGUGGCUGUUAGUAAUAGGCAGCCUUAUAUGUUCUCUGGUGGUGAUGAUAAAUUAGUUAAGUGUUGGGACUUGGAACACAACAAAGUUGUUAGGUCUUUUCACGGUCAUUUGAGCGGUGUUUAUUGCUUGGCGGUUCAUCCUACGAUUGAUGUUGUCAUUACUGGAGGACGUGAUUGUGUUGGUCGCGUGUGGGAUGUACGGACCAGGCAGCAGGUUUUUGCUCUGUCUGGACAUGGGGAUACAGUUUGUUCGGUUCUGGCUCGGUCUGUGGAUCCACAAGUUGUGACUGGAUCGCAUGAUACGACGGUGAAGUUAUGGGACCUUAGAGAUGGGAGGACUAUGGGGACUUUAACGCACCAUAAAAAGGCUGUACGAGCUUUGGUUCAGCAUCCUGUUGAGGAUGCUUUUGCAUCUGCCUCUGCUGACAAUGUCAAGAAAUUUGGGCUUCCGAGAGGGGAGUUUUUGGAUAACAUGGUUUUGAGACGGAAGAUGAUUGUCAAUGCAAUGGCAGUUAAUAAAGAUGGGGUGUUGGUCACUGGAGGCGAUGAUGGGAGUGUGUCAUUUUAUGACUGGAAGACUUGCCAGAAUUUUCAGCAGAUUCAAACGACUCCUCAGCCAGGUUCGUUGGAUUGUGAAGCGGCCAUAUAUGCUGCCGCCUUUGAUGUCACAGGGUCAAGGCUUGUGACGUGUGAGGCAGAUAAGACGAUAAAGAUGUGGAAACAGGGCACAUAUUGAGUGAAGCAAGACAACAUAAAAGCUUGGGUAACGGCCAGAACGCUAGCCACCACAUUCACUGGCUGCUCGUGCACUGCACAUGGUGGCAGAUAAUAUCCAUCAUCACAAACACUGUUCUACCGUAGCUCAUUCCUGUGGUUUCCAAAACUUGAUAUUGUGCCAAGGGGAUAACGAAACUGUUCAGCAACUCAUCACCAAUUGAAGUUUCCUGAAGAGUAAACUUUAAAGGUGGGUUAUCUUCUGGGAUAGCGCGGUUUCUGUCGCGUUGAUUCAUCCACUACCAAUCCAAUAUACCAUUGUACUAAAAAAAUUGGUGAUUAAUUCCCAUUAAGCACUGUUUCGUAACUGGCCGGAUUGAUUACAUCUCCUUCCUCGGUUAAGUCUGAUUCG
This is a messenger RNA of Daucus carota subsp. sativus, 1796 nucleotides long. RefSeq names its product protein pleiotropic regulatory locus 1. Gene Ontology annotation, biological process: mRNA splicing, via spliceosome. The coding region runs from base 252 to 1406 and encodes 384 amino acids. Gene Ontology annotation, molecular function: protein binding. NCBI's taxonomy places the organism in Eukaryota, Viridiplantae, Streptophyta, Magnoliopsida, Apiales, Apiaceae. The transcript has 2 exons. The record is from RefSeq and is a predicted model, not a curated record. Gene Ontology annotation, cellular component: Prp19 complex; precatalytic spliceosome; catalytic step 2 spliceosome.